AUGGACUCUAACACAUACCCCGGCUGCAGUAGGACCACAGAUACAGACAUGGUCCUCAACAGCAGCCCAGGUCCGGAUGGUACCAUGGCCCCAGGUGGUGGUGCAGGCCACGCAGAUGGGCAUGGCCCCAGCAGCAGCAGGCUGUCGGACACCAAGGCCCCAGCCUACAAGAAUGCUGACCCUGUGACGAGCGAGGCGCAGCCGCCGGGGCCCGCGCCCUCGGAUGACGCUCCGCUGCCCGGCCCGGGACCCUCGGAUGGCUCCGACGUGGCCGCAGAGAAGGUGGAGGUGGAGCUGUCGAGGUCAACGGGCGACGAGCCCCCCGUCCCCCCCGAGGGCGGCUGGGGCUGGGUGGUGAUGCUGGCGGCCAUGUGGUGCAACGGAUCUGUGUUUGGCAUCCAAAAUGCCUACGGGGUGCUCUUCGUGUCCAUGCAGGACACCUUCGGGGCCAAGGACAGUGACAACAUGGCCUUCAAGACAGCGUGGGUAGGCUCGCUGUCCAUGGGCAUGAUCUUCUUCUGCUGCCCCAUCGUCAGCGUCUUCACGGACAUGUUCGGCUGCCGGAAAACAGCUGUGUUGGGCGCUGCCGUGGGCUUCAUCGGACUCAUGUCCAGUUCUUUCAUAAGCUCCAUCGAGCCUCUGUACCUUACCUAUGGAAUCAUAUUUGCCUGCGGCUGCUCCUUUGCCUACCAGCCUUCACUGGUUAUCUUGGGACACUACUUCAAGAAGCGCCUCGGACUAGUUAACGGCAUCGUCACGGCCGGCAGCAGCGUCUUCACAAUUUUGCUCCCUCUGCUUUUAGGGAAUCUGACCAAGAGCGUGGGCCUCUUGCACACCCUGAGAGUCCUCUGCAUCUUCAUGUUCGUUCUCUUUCUGGCUGGCUUCACUUACCGACCUCUUGUUUCCAGUGCCAAAGAGAAAGAGAGCGAGAGCAGCCGAUUCUCCCUCUUUUCCAGGAGAAAGUUUAGUCCUCCAAAAAAAUUUUUCAAUUUUGCCAUCUUCAAGGUGACAGCUUAUGCAGUGUGGGCUGCUGGAAUACCACUUGCACUUUUUGGAUACUUUGUGCCUUAUGUCCACUUGAUGAACCAUGUAAAGGAAAGAUUCCAAGAUGAAAAGAACAAGGAGGUGCUUUUUAUGUGCAUCGGCAUCACUUCUGGAGUUGGACGCCUUCUCUUUGGCCGCAUUGCAGACUAUGUGCCCGGAAUAAAGAAGGUUUACCUGCAGGUCCUCUCCUUUUUCUUCAUCGGCCUGAUGUCCAUGAUGAUCCCCCUGUGCAACAUCUUCGGGGCCCUCAUUGCUGUCUGCCUGGUCAUGGGUCUCUUCGAUGGAUGUUUCAUUUCCAUCAUGGCCCCCAUCGCCUUUGAACUAGUUGGUCCUCAGGAUGCUUCCCAGGCAAUUGGAUUUCUGCUUGGAUUCAUGUCUAUACCCAUGACUGUAGGUCCUCCAGUUGCAGGGUUACUUCAUGACAAGCUGGGCUCCUAUGAUGUGGCCUUUUACCUUGCUGGAAUCCCUCCCUUUAUUGGAGGCAUUGUGCUUUGUUUAAUCCCGUGGAUCCAUAGUAAGAAGCAAAGAGAAAUCAGUAAAAGCGCUGGAGGGGAGAAGACGGAGAAAAUGCUGGAGAACCAGAGCUCUCUACUGUCAAGUUCCUCUGCUUUCUUCAAAAACCAAUCUGACUCGAUUAUUUAAGGCCCUACAUACCUCCACCUGACUGGAUUCGCUUUUGAAGUUUUCCUUUUCUAUGAACUGCAAAUUUCUUAUUUUUUUAAAUCAUUUUUGGAAUAGCACAAAUGGAAAACAGAACCUUUAUUACUGCAGGAACCAUUUUCUCUCCCCGAAUAGCUUUGAUAUUUCCAGGGAUCUGAGGGAAGAGACUGUUACAGGCAAACACCAAAGCUAUCUCAGUGACAAGCAGCCUUGGAUGCCCGCCGCGGGCGCUGUGUAGCUGGCACAGAUGCACACAGUGUACUUGGAGCUACGCGGAAGGGUAGCAGUUUGGUUCAUACCGGAAGUAUUUUGUUGGUUGCUUCAUAUGGUGUUUUUAGUUCCAGUGUUUUAGUUUCUUCUGCAUUUUGGAACUUUCUGCAAAAAUUUAAGCCUGGAUCCUAGAUAAUAACAGGCCAACCUAAGCCUCAAGUCUGUUAAAUGAUUUAAGCUAUAAUAAAGCUGGGCGAUUCUGCCAUGCUCCAGUGUCAAGGGACCUCCUAGGAGCAGAAGCUGAUAAAUACCCAGGAUGGAGAAGAAGGAGUCCUCUCGUAGGCUGCAAUCAGGCGUGUCCUCCCCUAGCCUUUGCCCCCUUUGGUUUGUAGUGUGUUUUACUCCAGUAGCCAGAAACACCCCAAAUUUCUGAUUUUAUGUAAACAAUAAAGUAAAAUAGAAUGUGUAAAAGA
Messenger RNA from Peromyscus maniculatus bairdii (prairie deer mouse), 2387 nucleotides. RefSeq names its product solute carrier family 16 member 10 (gene Slc16a10). Gene Ontology annotation, biological process: transmembrane transport. Gene Ontology annotation, molecular function: transmembrane transporter activity. Gene Ontology annotation, cellular component: basolateral plasma membrane. NCBI's taxonomy places the organism in Eukaryota, Metazoa, Chordata, Mammalia, Rodentia, Cricetidae. The record is from RefSeq and is a predicted model, not a curated record.